UUUCAGUUCAUAACAGACAGCUGCUUCAAAGGGCCAAACCGGCAAACUAAACAAACCUCCCUUUCUCUGAAGCUGCUCUCUGGUCCGAAGUCCCAAAGACUGAAGGUCGAUGCAUUAGGGAAAAAUGGACGACGCAGAGAAAUUGACGGCCUUGAAGAGGGCGUACGCGGAUAUAAUUUUGAAUACGGCGAAGGAGGCAGCGGCUCGCAUAAUGGCGUCGGAGCGGAAAGCUUUCCGGCUUCAGCAGGAGCUUUGUGCUACUAAAGACGAGUCGCUCCGUAUGCUUCUUCGGCUGAAACAAAUGAUGGAUUUCAAGGUAAAAGAGGCAGAGGUGACAUCCUCGAGUCAGCAGAAAAAGAUUGAAGAACUUGAAGCACAGCUCCAAGAAGCUGAGGAUAUAGUAAAAGAUCUCAGGGAAGAGUUGACAGAAGUGCAGGGUGAAUUGGAGAACGUGAGAAGUAACCAGAUCAGGCAUUUGGAGGAGCAAGAUUUAAAUGGUGAUCCAGCUACUCAGGAAGAACAGCUGCAGGAGAACAGAUUGGAUAGUUUUGGGUCAUUUGCAUUUCCUCCUGAUCCACAUUCUCAAGUUAUUGCAACUUCUGAUGUGAAGAGUUCAUCUUUGGAUCAGAGAUUUGAUGGCAAUAAGUGCCACAGCGCAAAUGAUUCUAUUAUGGAGGUUUGCUACAUUGGUAAACCUGAUUUUGCCUCAUUAAUAAUGAGAAGCAAAGAACCGGAGCUUUAUAGAAAUGGAUGCACUCAGAGAAUACGUGCAUUGGAAGGGAGCUUGUUGGAUGGGAAGUGUUCUCUUCAUGGACAUGCAGAUGAAGCAAAUAAUGAAACAAUAGUCAGAGAAGAUGAGGAAAAUGAACAUACCUGUAUAAAACCUGCUGCCAAGGCUGACAAUAUGUGUCUACUCCCAGCAGGAUUUGAAGAUGUCAUGCAGGAAAAUAAUGGCUGCAACAAUAGUCAGGCUGUUAAACCCACCCGCAGGAAAAAAAGAAGAGCUGCUAGAUAUAGGAGAGCUAAAAAGUAUCUUCCUGAUAAGAUUAUGGAAACUCAUCAAACAUCUGAUCAUUCUUGUUCCCAAAAUGACCUGUAUUCAUUGAAGAACAAUGUUCAAGCUGGUGAAGCUCCUUUUAUGAUAACUGAUGAUGUUGCUCAGAAGCAUCUAGAAUCCCCUUCGCCCCCAACAUUACCCUCUGGUUCAAUGGAAAUGGGUAUGCAGUCAGGAUGUGUACAAGUUAAUGAAAGCGCUGCAGCAGUUCUUAAAGCUUGUAGUGUUCAGAAUGCUUCAAGCCAGGAUAAGGGAUUGGUAGAGAAUUCAAUGCUGAUAAGAGAGGAAAGUGGAUCUGCACAGAGUUCAGCAGUUCCAGUGGAGCUUGAGAAAGUUGACUUUCCAUUGAUAAGCUCAGAUUUGAAAGCAUCUGAUACAGCUGAUGAUGUUCCUAGUCAACCUGGAAAUGGCAAGUUUCUAAAAUACACAUUCACAAGGAAGCGGAAGAAGGAAGCUUUGAGCAGCUCUGUGGUGAAUGCCUCUUUUAUGGAGAGUGCUUUAAAGAAAAAGGCAGGAGAGAAACAAAAUGGUUCUCUGGAGCCACAAAAAUCUAGCUUGACUAUUGAAUCAUCUCGAGACAGUCGGCGGCUUGCACAAGUUGCUCGUCAGGUUGGUGGCAUAUUUAUGUUUUCCCAUAUAUAAAUAUGCAUCUCUAUAUUGUUUCUGCUAAUUUUCUCUCGAGUUCAUACAACAUUUUUUAAGGUUCACUUGGUAAUGGUGCAUGUUGGAUUGGAUUGAAAUGAUCACUCUUAGUAGCCCAACUGGGUCCAGCUGAACCAGAAUAAUUAUGCUUGUAUACAGGUGGGCUGGCCCAAAGUUGGGAUGCCAAUUCUUAUUGCCAUUUCAUAUACUAGGACUAGGAAAAUUAUGAUGUAAAGUUGCAAGAAUGUUGAUGAAUCCAGUUGCACUUUCCUGAAGAUAUUCUCUGAUGCUGCAUUUAAUGUAUUUGAAUUAUUGAUUCAAUCAGAGAAAAUAAGUGAAAAAGGGAAAAUUGAUCAACCAAGAGGUUUGAUUUGGUGGGAUAAUGGCAGAGGAUUGAUUUUUGUCAAGUUGAAUAUUGCAUUCCGUCACUAUUAAUGGGACUGUAGAGGGGCACCAUUCAUGAACAUUGUAGCUGUAUGCACCAUGAGCACUUCUGAAGAGUUCUGUAGCACAGCACUGCUGUUCACAGGUGGUAUUUUGGGGUUGCUUUUAUGUCAAUAUGGGUCCUUUGUCAAGGGUUCCUUGGAUUGUUAUUUUCAAGUACUUCUGCAGUUUUUAUUUUAUUUAUAUAGUUCAUUUUUACGGUCAAGAUUAUUUUA
Malania oleifera is the source of this 2355-nucleotide messenger RNA. RefSeq lists its product as uncharacterized. The transcript has 3 exons. The record is from RefSeq and is a predicted model, not a curated record. Bases 125 to 1696 code for a protein of 523 amino acids. NCBI's taxonomy places the organism in Eukaryota, Viridiplantae, Streptophyta, Magnoliopsida, Santalales, Ximeniaceae.